Molecule: messenger RNA, 10515 nt
Organism: Pomacea canaliculata
Lineage: Eukaryota; Metazoa; Mollusca; Gastropoda; Architaenioglossa; Ampullariidae
Exons: 55
Coding region: 92-9853 (3253 amino acids)
Biological process (GO): cell-matrix adhesion
Cellular component (GO): membrane
Molecular function (GO): calcium ion binding
Source: RefSeq, a predicted model, not a curated record
CCGUAAACGGGUACCUAUAAAACGACGGGAUCUCACUGAAAAUCACUGAGAAGCUUUGCUUUCCAGCAACCUCACGGCACCUGUAACAGUCAUGCGUCUCCGUACAGGAGUGAAGUGGCAAAGCCCUUGUCUUGUCUGCUUUAUUUCCUUCCUUCUCUCGCCUUUAGCAAGAGCACAAGAGCAUAACUACAUACGGCUUGUAGAUGGACGUAACCCAUAUGAAGGACGAUUGGAAAUCUUUCAGGAUGGGGUCUGGCUUAGUGUCUGCCUUUCGUAUGUUUCUUCCCACUUUGGGAAAGUCGUCUGCCGACAGUUAGGCUAUCCACCAGAUGGCGCUGUUCUGUACUACGCCAACUCUUACGGUUCGGCUCCUGGCGAAAUACUCAGGAAGAACAUCAGCUGCAAUGGACAAGAAGCUUCACUAUCGAGCUGUGACAUCUCGCCACGUGAACAGAACUGUGACCCUCGUUAUACACUCGGAGUGAGCUGUGACACAGGACUAUCAGAGAGGCAGACAGUUCGUCUUGUGAACGGCACGUCUCAGUAUGAAGGUCGGGUAGAGGUUUUCAAAGCCGGUGUGUGGGGAAGUGUCAUGGAGCGAAACUACUACUCAGAACAACCAUUGUACAACGCCAUUGCUGUGAACGUUGUUUGCAGAAUUCUAUUCGGGCCUAGCUAUGGUGGAUCAGUGGUGCCUCAACAAGAAGCCAUUUUGCGAUUCGGAGUCGCCAGGAGGAUUCCCAUACAAAUCAGCUACGUUACAUGUGAAGGAAACGAACAGACCCUGUUUAACUGCUCGUAUUCUUCCCCAUGGUCAUCCGAAACACUCGAAGACAGUCUUGCUGUGGUGUGCAAACAAGUUCCUGACGGUUGCAACUGGUAUAGAGCUGAGCCAUCGGGAACCAUCAACUCGCCUGGGUUCCCCCAAGGCGCAGUGUACAGCAAUAACACGGACUGUGUGUGGACAAUAGUCAACAAGGCAGGAAGGAUUCAACUGUCUUUUACAAACCUUCAAGUCAACACCUCAUUGACGACUUCAAUGAACAUACUCCGGGUGAUAGACAGUGAUGCUUACUCUAACCUAGCCUACAUCCAGUGGCCCACUACAGUGGCAACAUUGCAGUCCUCCGGAAACAAACUUUACGUUUGGCUCAAAGCUCAGUCUGCAACGAAAGGAAUUCAGUUUCAGGCCUCUUGGGACGUUCCACCCUGUUUUCAACGACUGACCAACUCGGGUGGUUAUAUCCAGUCACCAGGCUACCCAAACCAGUAUCAGCCGAACCUGAACUGCACGUAUGAAAUUGUAAAGAGGAAAGGUGUUUUCAUCAGCUUUUCGUUCUACGACUUCGCUCUGGGAAAACAACAAGGUGGUGUGUGUCGAGAUGUUCUACAGAUAUUUGAUGGCGACUCGCAAACGUCACCGACUGUUGGAGGUCCGCUCUGUGGAACAACCCGCCCCCCUGUCAUGAGGACCAGCAAUGUGACAUCUACAUUAGUUCUCGUCAGAUUCAUGUCGGAUGCUAUCAACACAUCUGUUGAGACAGGAUUUCGCAUAUACUAUUCUCAGGUGGAGCCAGAUCCGAUCAGACCAGGUAACUACACUGCUGACGUCGGCAGUUUCAAGAGUCCCGGCUACCCUAACGUCUACAAUGACGAAGAGGACGUCAUCUGGACCAUCACCACCAAGCCCUACAAGACCAUCACACUCUCCUUUCAGGACGUUCAACUUUUGGGAUUUGGUCUUAAUUAUAUUUCAGUGUAUGACAGGGUCAGUGGCUACACCAAUAUUUAUAACUCGGGGUCCGUCUCGCCGAUCAUCAGUAGCGGAAACAACCUUGAAGUUAAAUUACGCUCAUCGCUGGACAAUGGCCUUAACAAAUUCAAGGCUUCUUGGACAACAGAAUGUCGACAAGUAUUCCAGAGUACCAAUGGUGUCAUUACCUCUCCUAAUGAUCAAGAAUAUAACACCUCAUCAGCUGAUUGCACUUACAUCAUAAGACAACAGGCAGGCUACUACAUCAGGAUACAAUUUUCUUCAAUUAAUUUUGAAAAAGAUGCGACCUGCAGGAAUUAUGUAGAGAUACGCGAUGGUAGCACAGAGUUCUUCCCCGUGCUUGGUGAAAAGUACUGCGGGCUGUCACUUCCGCCACCUUUGACCUCCACUCAAAAUGUGGUAUUCAUAAAGUUCAAUACUCAAAUUGGAAAUAAUUAUUUCAAUCUGGGAUACUCCUCCCAUCCAAAAGUGUGCGACAAGGGUCUGAUGACAGACAGCGAAGGAAGCUUCACAUCGCCUGGCUUUCCUAUUGGGUAUCCCAGCAACACCUACUGCGUGUGGACGAUCAAGGUGGACGACAACAAAGCCACCAUCGACUUGACCUUUGACGACUUCUCUGUCGGCUCUCAAGGAACUCAAUGCCAGUAUGCUUUCGUCAGGGUCUACGAUGGAGCAGCUGUGGAUGCAAAUACCGUUAUCACCACCUUGUGUGGGACUGCUGUGCCACCAAAGCUGAGGUCAACCGGAAGCAGUCUGACAGUCGUGCUGAACGUGUUCGGGUCACUGGUCAACGCUAACGGCUUCCGGGCGACCUACAGUGCGAGAAGAUCAAAUGGCGGGCUUCCAAAAGGCCUCUAUCCAUAUGGCGUGGCUGCAAAUGAUGGGAUCCUUGGAUCAUCGACACAAACAAUACCUCUUCUAGAAGAGGAAUUUCCGUUUGGACUGAUUCCACAAUCCACAGUCAACGUUGGUCGGAAUGGAAUCUUAUCCUUUGAAAAGGGAACCGCAUGGCCAUGGCUUGACUACUCACGCCAUGCAAUUUGUGUCUACUGCACCUACAUCAGCGAUGAACAAAGUGUGUACUACCAUCUUUAUGGUAUCAAAGACCUCGAAGUGCUGAACAAAGCCACUUAUGAUGUCCAGGAGUUCACGGGGUCAAAACGCUUUCAAGCUAGCAUGGUGUUUGUGGUCACGUGGGAUCGCGUGAAACAGUACUUCCCGUCCGUCGACUUUAAACCGACUGACAUGGGAGACGCCACGUUUCAAGUGGCUCUCGUCUCGGACUCAUCAGAGUCUUACGCUCUGGUCCAGUACCGGGUGGGUCACAUGACCUGGCGCUACCCAGGUCGCUGGUACAGCAUUCAGAUGGGAGUCGCCAAAGGAUCACUAACUACAUACCGUCCAAACGUUUACUCAGGCACUGAGCUGGCUUACGAAAUGGACACACACUUUGGAAACACAGGAUACAAAGGUUACUGGGUUUACGAGUUGGGAAAAGCUCCAGCCAACUAUCACAAGACCUGUCAAGACUGGUUCCGCAGGAACAAAGUAUUAAAAGACGAGCGAGAGGCAGGUUUUGCCGCCCUACCCAGGUGCCCCUGCUCCAGGAGAGGCAUUUUCAGAGCUGUCAUUAACCAGUGGAGGUUCCAUCGCAGAGACGAACAGAACUACUUCGAGUGUUACAUGCCGAACCUGGCUCGCACAGGACAGUUCGCUCCCUUCGGGAAGGAGUGUUGCUACUCGACCAACCCUCUGAAGCCAGACACACUUGACAUGCUCAUCACAUCUCCACCUUUUGCCGGGGCGGCGCUGGCCUUUAACCCUUUAGUCUUCGCUCAAGAGAAGCUGUACGACUCUGAGGACAGGAUGCCACACGUUGCUUGUUGUGAGCACGGGACAAACAAACAAUGUCGUCAGUACUACAAUCUACGACCCAUCGGAAAAUGCAACCCGAAUCCAGGGAUACAAUGGAUUCCCUUGUACGGUGAACCACUCAUAACGACCAUGGAUGGGAGAGAGUACCUCUUUAAUGGUCUAGGAGAGUUCACUCUGGUCAGUCUCAAAACCUCAAACGUCACUUUCACCCUUCAGGCCCGGACACAGAGGGCGGAGCUUCGGCCGGGAACGCCCACCAACGGGACUGUCUUUACGGCGGUCGGGGCGGAGGAGAACGGAGUGAGGGUCUUCCUGCAGAUCGACCCCAACACUAACACCACGCUGGUGGUCUACGCUAAGGAUGUCGACUACACCAGGCGCUUUGUGCAAGAGGGAGACAACUUUACUGUGGACGACAAAAGUUUUAUGUUACAUCGAGAUAACGACACGUGUGUUGUCAGCUUCCCGUCUGGCAUAAGCCUUCAGAUUUACAUCCGCAUGAAAGCCCUAGUGAUUGGGAUAGCCAUGCCUCGCAACUUCCGAAACUUGACGAAAGGGCUGCUGGGAAAUUUCAAUGGAGACCCCACGGACGACUUUAUUCUGCCCAGUGGCGAGCGUCUAAACAACAGUUUGAGCGAGCGCCAGAUCUUCAACUUGUUUGCCAACAAAUGGCUGGUCGACGCCAACAACAGCGUCAUGCGAUACGAGGCCAGAAUGGGUCCAGCGGACUUCUAUCGCCAAGACUUUCAACCUGUCUUCCUGGACGAGGUGGACCCGUCUCGACUAACAGAAGCCAAGGUUCUGUGUGGCGCCACCAACAUGCCCUGCAUCUACGACUUCCUGGCCACCGGAGACCGAAGCUUUGCUUUUGAGACAUCGGACUUGCGCAACCUGUCGGACAUCCUCAUCCAGCAGAGUGAGAAUACAGCACCCCUCGCUCAGGUGCCUGAACUUGCUUACAUCAUCGUAGGCGUUCCUCAGGUGAUUGUCGUUACUGGCGUUGAUCCUGACGUCAACGAUGUAUUAACAUACCACCUUGUCGAUGACCAGAAUCAAACUUUGAGCAUCAACCAAUCCUCUGGUUCAGUUACCGUCAGCCUUACGUCAUUAAAACCCAUCAAAAUCAUGGUCUACGUUGUGGACUCACAGGGCGCUCAGUCUCCUGUAGAGUCCAUUCCAAUCGUCGCCUGCUCCGGGUGUUUAGGUCACGGUACGUGCAACAUGUCGGACACUAGAGACGUGCUGGGUGACCACGACUUCCAGUUCGCCGUCUGUCGGUGCGGACCGGCCUGGGCGGGAGACAACUGCGAACUGGACAGAGACGGGUGCAGUGACAGCCCUUGCCACCCGCUUCGAACCUGCACAGACAUACCAGCCAGUCGACAAGGUGCCAGUGAUAUCGGGUACACAUGCAGCGCGUGUCCUAGAGGGUUCUUUACGAAGAACCACUCCAGUGAUUGCUACGAUGUAGACGAAUGUCUUAAUAGUACUCUACAUGAUUGCAACAUGCUGUGCAUCAACACGUACGGCAGUUACGAAUGUUCCUGUCAGGAAGGCUAUCGUCUGAGCACUAACGGCCAUUCCUGUACUGACAUCAACGAAUGUGUGGAGAGAACUCACGACUGUCAGCAGAUCUGUAACAACACUGCUGGCGGCUACCAGUGCGAGUGCGAGGCAGGUUACACCUACGACAGCAGAACGAGGUCCUGUAUCAUAAAUUCCAAUGAAUCCCAGGUUUGCAGGACCAGUACCUGUUCUCAGGGCUGCAGAGUGAUCACGGAUGCUGCAAACAACAACCGACCGCAGUGUUUCUGUUACCUGGGUUACGACCUGGACCCCAGAGACAACGCCACGUGCGUGGACCGCGAUGAAUGUCGGGACAAAGUGUGUGACCAGGUGUGUAACAACACGGCGGGCGGCUUCUCCUGCUCCUGCUACGACGGCUUCGCCCUGAACAAGGAUGAGCGCACGUGCUCGGCCUGCCCGUAUCUCAAGUACGGCCCCGAGUGUCGCGAGACGUGCACGUGCAGUGGCAGGAGCGUAGCGUGUCAUCCUGUACGGGGCUGCGUCUGUCAGGACGGCUGGACUGGCCCCACGUGCAUGGAUGACGUGGACGAGUGUGUAGAGAACCCGGAUGUGUGUGGUCUUAAUCGGGCAUGCGUCAACAGUAGGGGAUCUUACUCUUGUGUUUGUCGAGCGGGCUAUGCUUUGGACAGUAAUGGAGUUUGUCAAGACGUUAAUGAGUGCACAACAGACGUCCCGUGUAAAGAAAAUGAGGAAUGUACCAACAACCCGGGCAGCUACUACUGCAGCUGUAAUCAAGGAUACAGCAAGACAAAUUCAACAAAUUGCACAGAUGUUGACGAGUGUUCCGCCAACCGAGGAGACUGCCAGCACGACUGUGUCAACGUCCUCGGCUCCUUCAACUGCGAGUGUAAAUACGGCUACAGAGUCAACGCUGACCGCAAGACCUGUACUCAAGUACGAGAAACUUGCGUUGAUCCAGCAAAGUGCAUCAAAGCCCACGGCUGUGUUGUUAACGAAAGCAACAACGACGUGUGUUUCUGUAACAGCGGCUAUAUAAUCAACCAGAAUACGCAGACCUGUGAAGACUUUAAUGAAUGCGAGACGGGGUUGAACAAGUGUUCCCACACCUGUAGUAAUACACUGGGUAGUUUCAACUGCAGCUGCCCUAUGGGAAUGAAGUUGGACAAUAACAAGCUAACGUGUUCCGACUGCUCAGCUGGUACGUUCGGACCUAACUGCUCUCAGGUGUGCGCAUGCGCAGCCGGGGCAGAACGCUGUGACCCUGUUUCCGGUUGCGUGUGUCGUCAAGGUUGGGAAGGUGACAAAUGUGACAAAGAUGUUGAUGAGUGUCAGUCAGUGAUGUCGCCUGCUAACUGUACAGGACAGAACGUAGAAUGUGUCAACACUAAUGGAGGCUACACGUGCAGGUGUCGUCAGGGAUUCGCUGCGGACAACAACAGCGUGUGUCAAGAUAUUGAUGAAUGUUCCGAGCCCGUCUGUGACCAGCACUGCAACAACACCGUUGGUAGCUUCCUCUGCACCUGUGAUGCCGGCUUUCUCUUGGACGCAGUCACACAGACAUGCAAAGAUGUGGACGAAUGCGCGGCCCUGGAGACAAAUGUUUGCACUCAACGAUGUGAAAACACGGUUGGCUCCUACCGCUGUUUCUGUAAUGGAACAGGAUACAGCCUCAACAACGACGGCUUCACGUGCAGAGACAUUGAUGAAUGCGCGAAUGGACUGGCUAAGUGUUCUCACACUUGUAGUAACAGCCCUGGUAGCUUCAUCUGCAACUGUCCCGUUGGAAUGAAGCUUGAUAACGACUGGAUGACGUGCUCAACCUGUCCCGCGGGGACGUUUGGACCUAACUGCACUCAAUUGUGCGCAUGCGCAGCCGGGGCAGAGCGCUGUGACCCUGUUUCCGGUUGUGUGUGUCGUCAAGGUUGGGAAGGUGACAAGUGUGACAAAGAUGUUGAUGAGUGCCAGUUAGGAAUCUUGUCUGCUAACUGUAGAGGAGAGAACGUACAAUGUAUCAACACUAACGGAGGCUACACGUGCAGGUGUCUUCAGGGAUUCGCUGCUGACAACGACAGCGUGUGUCAAGAUGUUGACGAAUGUUCCGAGCCAGUGUGUGACCAGAACUGCAACAACACCAUCAGCAGCUUCUACUGCACCUGUAACGAUGGCUUCUACUUGGACGCAGUCAUGCAAAAAUGCAGAGACGAAAUUGAGGUGCAACUUGUCAACGGACCUAACCCGUAUGAAGGACGAGUAGAAAUCUUGAGGGAUGGAGUCUGGCUGAGUGUCUGCCAUCAGUAUGUCUCAAGUAAUUUUGGGAGUGUCGUCUGCAGACAGUUAAACUAUCCAACCGAUGGCUCGGUUCUGUACUACGCCAACUCUUACGGCCAAGCUCCGGGUGAAAUACUCAGAAAGUACAUCAACUGUACCGGGGAAGAACUGUCGCUGUCGAACUGUAGUUUCUCAUCACGUGACCAGAGCUGUGACCCUCGAUAUACACUUGGAGUCAGCUGUGACACAGGUGUGUCGGAGGUGCAGACAGUUCGCCUUGUCAACGGAACCUCUCAGUACGAGGGUCGGGUAGAGGUCUUCAAAGCGGGUGUGUGGGGCUCUGUCACAGCAAGUAGAGACCUGGCGACACGACCCUUGUACAGCGCUCUUGCUGCCAACAUUGUCUGCAGAACUUUGUUUGGAGCCAAUUACAGCGGGUCAGCUGUGCCUCAGCAAGAAGCGACAAUGCGAUUUGGAUCCGCAAGGUCUGCCAUACACAUGAGCAGCGUGCGAUGUCAAGGAGAUGAGCAAAACCUUUUUAACUGCAUUUAUGAUGAUGUACUGGCGUCCGAAAUACCCGAAACCACUCUUGCUGUAGUAUGUAAACAAGUUCCUAAAGGUUGCAAUGGGUAUGUUGCCGAACCAAAUGGAACCAUCACCUCGCCUGGUUUUCCCGAAGGAGCAGUGUACAGCAGUGACACAGAUUGUGUGUGGACGAUUGUCAACAAGGCAGGAUGGAUUCGAUUUUCUUUAACAAACAUUCAGAUAGAAAGGAGGUCCACUGCUUCAUUGAACAUACUUCGGGUCAUUGACAGUGAUGCUUACUCCAACUUGGCCUACAUACGGAGACCCACUGCAGUGGGUGCAUUGCAGUCCUCUGGAAGUACACUAUAUCUGUGGCUGAAAGCUCAAUCUGAAACGAAAGGAGUUCAGUUUCAGGCUUCUUGGGAGACUCCACCCUGUUUUCAACGACUGAACAGGAGGAAGGGCUACAUACAGUCGCCAGAUUUUCCAAACCCGUAUCAAGCAAACCUGAGCUGCACGUAUGAAAUUGUGAAACAAAGAGGCUUCAGGAUUCGUUUCUCAUUCAAAGUUUUUGAAUUGGGAGAACAGCAAGAUGGUGUGUGUCAAGAUGUUCUACAGAUAUUUGACGGAAACUCUGAAUUAUCACCCAUUGUUGGAGGCCCACUUUGUGGACCAACGCCCCUGUCUGUUCUGAAGACCAAAAACCAGAACUCCACAAUAGUAUUAGUCAGGUUCAUGUCCGAUGCUGUCGCCACGUCUGCUGAGAAAGGAUAUCGGAUACAUUACAAUCAGAUAAAAUCAGGUUGGAUUCAGCUUAAUAAUUACACUGAAGAAAGCGGUACCUUCACAUCCCCCGGCUACCCCGACGUAUACAACGGUGAAGAGGACGUCCUCUGGACCAUCACUACAAAGCCCUACAAGACCAUCACACUCUCCUUCCAGGACGUUCGGCUUGGGCCAUGCUGUAGAAACAAAAUAUUAGUGACCGAGAAACCUGUCCACAAGCGUACUGAAAUUAAAAAGUCUGGGCCAUUUUCAACAAUCAUCAGUGGCGGAAAAAUACUCCGAAUUAAAAUGGUUUCUGCAAAGAAAAACUUGAAUAAAUUCAAGGCUUCCUGGACAACAGAGUGUCGACAGGUCUUCCAGACUUCCAAUGGAAUCAUUAACUCCCCUGAUGAUCCAGAUUUUAACAUGUCACCAGCUGACUGCACUUACAUCAUUAAACAACAACUAGGCUACUACAUAAACAUACAAUUCUCCUCCCUGAAUUUAGAAGAGGAUGUAAUGUGCAGAAACUACAUUGAAGUACACGACGGUGCCACAGAGUUUUCCCCCUUGCUUGGUGAAAAGUACUGCGGUCUGUCACUUCCGCCACCUUUGACCUCCACACAAAACGUAGUGUUAAUGAAGUUCAACACUCAGACAGGAUACAACAACUUCAGUUUGACGUACUCUUCGCAUUCAAAAGAAUGCGAAAAGGGUCUGAUGACGGACAGUGAGGGAAACUUCACGUCACCUGGCUUUCCUCUUGGGUAUCCUACCAACACCUACUGUGUGUGGACCAUAAAGGUGGAUGACGACGAGGCUGUUAUCGACUUGGCGUUCACUGAUUUCUCUGUCGGCUCUCAAGGACCGCAAUGCCAGAAUGCUUUUGUCAGAGUCUACGAUGGCGCAGUCGUGGACACAAGUACCGUUAUGACCACCCUGUGCGGGGCUACCUUCCCACAAGGGCUGAGGUCAACCAGAAACAGUCUGACAAUCGUGCUGAAUGUCUUUGGGUCAGUGGUUAACGCCACGGGCUUCCGGGCGACUUACACCACGACACGACUUACAGGAGAACUACCUGAAGCGGACGUGGAGUGAGCUGUGAACCCAGAUGCCCUAGAAACAUGUGUCGUUUAAAGUAGUUGUCUACUCUCUUUUGAUGUGUAGUCCAGUUAUUAUAUUCCAGUCAUUUACUUUUAAAAUAUUAUCUGCACGCAAAGCUAACUUACCGCAUUUUCCGGAGAGUUAAACGCUGGAUGAUUGGUCGCUCAGUCUGUUUCAUUCAGAGGUCAUCCAAGACACCGAUGUGCUUCGCCUAACAGAGACAAACGACAUGGGUGGGAUAAGACAUGAAGUGACGCUGGAUUUUUAUUUCGGUUUCACAGUAAACAGUAUUUCUGUUUUGCGUAAACUCGUAUAAUUGUAACUUCAAAGAAAAUUUUUAAUGUUCUUGCUUACUUACACAGUUAUAUGCAUAGACAUGCAUUUACUCUGCUUUUUAAACGAUAAAACGUUUAUCAUAACAAAAAUAUAUGAGGCUCUUGUUUUGGAGAUGUCAUUAUAAAAUGGCAGUAAAAUGUCUUAAGUAAUGUAACACUGUAGUUUCUUUUCUCAGUAUGCUCAUGUUAGAUGUGUUAUGUCUAUCUAUCUAUUCCUCUUUGUGCAUCAGGUUGCACAUAAGGCCUCAACCAGAGUCCGCCACCGAUGUCGAUCGGCUGAAACACGCUCUAGGUGACCCCAUGUCCAGCCCUUUCCUUUCA